AAUUCCCAAAUCCCGAGUAAUGGGAGAAUUUAUACGAAUGAGCUUGAUUGAUUUUUACUGUGGAUUCAACCAAUAUUUAGUAACAAACCUACUCGCUUUGCCGAUUUGAAUUUGCCCAUCAUUCACCCAUUCGUUGCCCAUUCUUCAAGGGAUACGCUUCUGUAAAAUCAUUACUGGUAUUAUUUCGUCGUGUUGACGUAUUGUUUCGCUCAGGAAGCUUGCUACGGUUCUCUGAAACGGAGUGAGCUUUACAAAAGUGAGUAAAUUCAUUAGAUAUUGCCGUAUCUUCUAGCAGAAGAUCCUCAGCGACCAGAGUCGAUUGGUGCACUGUCACUUAUGACAUAUCCACAAUGUCUGACAUAGAUUAUAAGACCGUCGAGUUAGACCAUGAGACUGGGUUAUUCUGCUCGAUGUGUUUAUUUACCAAUGUCACAAAUACCAUUGAAAUACGUGAGAAACUCAUUACUGGGAAGCUUCAAUGUUGCAUAGCAAAUGUCGCGCCCAUUUUCGACCCUUUUCAGGUGGUGGUGGCUGCCAAUAGAGCAGCCCUCAAUUCUACGCGAAAUCGAAUGGUUACAAGAAACAUAAAUACAGAAAUCUUAUUCAACAUGUCUUUGUCGGAUAGCAUAGUUUGUGCCUUGAAUCAGUUUGGUCUUAGCGACGAUGCUAAAACCAUCCUGGUGGUACUGGUACACAAGCGCGGUGAGGAAAAAGCCAUACUGGAGAAGAUCUCAGAAGAUAUCAAGGGAGAGAAUAUAUCGGUUUCGCACUUGAAGAAUUAUACAGAUGAAAGUCUUGUUAAAAAAACUUACAUCAUCACCGGUGGCUUACUGCAGAAUCGUGAUCUUCUUGAUGCUAUUGUUUCGAAGAUUAGUGGUUCGAAGAUUAGUACAUUACCGUCAUCAAGGAAUCGAUAUAGAGGAGGACAACAUAAACAGAAGAGUUGGCAAUAUGCCGAUACAGAAUAAUUAUUAUUAACGAUAAGAGAAAUUUUAUUUGGAAUAUAAUUUAAGUAAA
Mycetomoellerius zeteki is the source of this 1017-nucleotide messenger RNA. Its product is annotated as EKC/KEOPS complex subunit TPRKB. Gene Ontology annotation, biological process: tRNA threonylcarbamoyladenosine modification. The coding region runs from base 351 to 968 and encodes 205 amino acids. The transcript is spliced from 2 exons. Gene Ontology annotation, cellular component: cytosol; EKC/KEOPS complex; nucleus. The record is from RefSeq and is a predicted model, not a curated record. NCBI's taxonomy places the organism in Eukaryota, Metazoa, Arthropoda, Insecta, Hymenoptera, Formicidae.